AUGAUCCAAAUCAUGAUCUACCAGCUGUGGCAGAGACAACUACGGCUUCGACUACCGGGUCUGUUUCUCUCCUGCCAGCACACUGAAUCCCUUUCACAGAGCUUGUAUUUCCUUGCGGUGGUUCUUCGGGCAGUUUCGGCGACUGAGACUCCCGCGACAUCCUGUACAGAGAUCCCCAGCUUGAUCCUGGGAAUUCGUAACGGUCUUGGAGCAGACGAUCCAGAGCUAGACAUCGAGAUCUACAAAUUGGGAGACAAGUACGACUACCUAGCUCUUCAAGUCGACGCGAUCAACAAUUUCAAACAAUGGGUAGAGCGGGCAUGGUCCAGCUGGGAAUUCCGCGCACUUACCCAAAAGAUCUGGGACCAUCCAUGUCUCCUUGAAAUGCACCGUCUGGCUGAAACUAUCAUCGCGGAUCUUGUGUUGGAUCUAUGUUCUCCCACUGCAGACGCCGAGGACUCCAUAGUGAAGCAGGGUCUAAAACGUGGAGUCAUUACGGAGGAAUUCAUUUUGCGGAUCGCCAAUCGACGCAACGGUUAG
Penicillium subrubescens is the source of this 540-nucleotide messenger RNA. RefSeq lists its product as uncharacterized. The record is from RefSeq and is a predicted model, not a curated record. The transcript is spliced from 2 exons. Bases 1 to 540 code for a protein of 179 amino acids. Lineage: Eukaryota; Fungi; Ascomycota; Eurotiomycetes; Eurotiales; Aspergillaceae.